Messenger RNA from Pyrenophora tritici-repentis Pt-1C-BFP, 2615 nucleotides. The record is from RefSeq and is a predicted model, not a curated record. NCBI's taxonomy places the organism in Eukaryota, Fungi, Ascomycota, Dothideomycetes, Pleosporales, Pleosporaceae.
GCAUCGACUGUUCCAUUGCAGUGUCCCCCACACGGAUCCACCUGUAAAGCUUCUGUCCGACCUGCCCAUCCCUCACCCACUCCGACGUCAGUCAAACGGCCCUCUUGGUGUGCAAAGCCAGCCGUUACUAAACCUUCUCCGCUCUGAGCUCCCUCGGGAUGCUGCCUUUACGAACCACAAUUGGGUUGCGCCUUCCCCAUCACUACACCAAACCACGACGACCCACCAUCCACUAUAUCAUGGACAGCGCCGACCGCUUUCGCCAGCCUGGUCUCGGCAACUACCCGUCAAUAGGCCAGCAGUACAAUGGCCAGCAGAACCAGCUGCCCACGCUGCCGCCUCUGCAGAGCGCCGGCCAGUAUCAGCCCAUGUACGGCCACAACAGCAACCCUCACACUCCCCAGCCGCCGCAUACCCCCGUGACUUCUGCCUCUAAUGGCAGCUCCACGAUGCCGCCGCUGCAGCACCCGCCGCUGCGACCUCUCCAGCCCACGCCUUCAUACCUGCCCAUGACUUCGGCCUACUCACAGGCGCCCAUGCUGUCCACUGCAGCUGCCCACUCCAACACCCACCAGCUCGGCCCUUCGCCAGGCAUGGGAUUGGGACACGCGUCCAUGUACACACACACGCCUGUGCUUCCCAACCAAGAGCCUGAGCCGGUGCACGUUGUCGGUCAGCAAGGCCGCCGCGGAGUCCUGCCUACGCACCCUGGUAGGCCCGCGCCCGCAGCAGGCAAGACGCCCACUGCUGCAACCAAGAACGCAGAGGGCAAGUACGAGUGUCCUCACUGCAACAAAACCUACCUUCACUUGAAACAUUUGAAGCGCCAUCUUCUGCGCCAUACCGGUGAGCGACCGUACCAAUGCCAUCUGUGCAAGGACACGUUCAGCAGGAGUGAUAUCCUCAAGCGCCACUUCCAAAAGUGCUCCAUAAGGCGAGGCAACCCGACGGGCGCAAACCACCUGCAGCACGCGCAGCAACAUUUGCAGAAGAACCGACAGCCUAGUGGCGCCGAGCAAAACUCGUACCUGAACCACAUCGGGGCGAACAACAUGUCGUACGCCGAUGCCGGUGGUUACACAAUGGGCCUACCGCAGAUGCCUGCCAUGGGCGGCAACGGCUUUAGCGACAACUUGCCCUCGCUCAACCACCAGAGCAUGUCUGCACGCACAUCGCGCUCAAACAGCUUGAUGCGCCCUAGCAGUGGCGUCGAGGACAGCGCCCAUCGCCGGAGCAUCUCCGCCAUGGACUUCCAGAGCGCGAGGAUGAACUUCAACGAUUAUCGUCCGGAUGGUGUCCCCAAUGGCUAUGGUCAGCAGCAACAACCACCCCAAGCUACCAGCAACGGGUCGGAUCCUAGCACCCACUACAGCUACGACCAUGGUUCCAACGGCUCCAUGGCACCGCAGAACGGCAUGCCGGUGAAGAGCGAGGCCGGUGAGUCAACCUCGUACGGAGUUUCGACACUGCCCAACGUGGACGGCAUGAACAACGGCCAGGAUGGCUCGCUAUGGCGGAACGGAUCGUUCAACGGCGAUAUGAAUAAUUCCAAUGAUACACCAAAUGAUACUUUGUUCGGACUAUACUCGCAUGCUCCCGGCUUGGUCGACUCUUCCCCAAUGAUUGACAACUGGUUUAUUGGACCUGCCACGUCUGAUCCUCUCCACAACCUGGCUCGUUCGCUGGUGAAUUUUUGCUUUCCGAAUGAGUCUGUGCUGCCAAAUCAAUCAGGAGAGGACUUCGCCCACGAAGCACUCAAAAAUAUCUUAACGGGAGACAACGUAAAGGAUUUCCUACACGAAUACAGACACUAUCACUCACACUGGCCCCUGAUACACAUUGCAACAUUUGAUCCGUUUUCCGCCAACCCUGGGCUUGUGCUAGCAAUGUGUUGUCUUGGUGCUGUUUACUCUGACAAAAUGGCUUGGGAGGCGAAGAAUUCAGAAGACUGUGCCAAUGCUCUGGGUUUGAGAGGAGUAGCGGCGCAGGCUGUCAACGAGUCCGGAAGCAGGCGAGCGAAGCAGUUGGCCUUGUCUGAAGCAUUAUGUGUACUCAAUGGAGCCUGCCCAGGGAAAUUCCCUGAGCGGGCUACUAAUGUCUUUGGAAAAUUCAUUCUCAUCCAUGCUAUCCACGCCCAAAUCUACAAUAUCCAACGUCAGCUUCUCCAACGCAACACAUCAAGCGGUACAAGCACGCCUCAGUCUCAGGGUGGAAGCCCAGCCACACCACCUAACGGAGUCAACGAACAAGUACAGAAUCAGCUUCGCUCAACAGUCGGUGCUUUGCAACUAUGGAAGAAGUGCUGGGAUGAAGACCUUGCCAUUCAAUUUCCCCACAACCAACGUCGACGUGGCUUCUGCCGCGACGGCAUCCACUUCUACUUCCUAGCACAGACUUUCCUUCGGCAAUCUCGACCUGAAGACUGGGCUGCGCCUGCAGAUGCACGGUGCCGCCACGUAUUCAGCCUCUUGAAGCAUAUCAGGCAUUACAUUGCUUCCGACUCUGCGCAAAAAGGCAUUGAAAUUGGUGCCAUGACUCAAGUGGCCGACGACUACGCUAUUGCCGACCUUACCCUGAACAUGAAACGUCUCUUCACCCCACUCGACGAGCAAUGA